Eremomyces bilateralis CBS 781.70 is the source of this 1551-nucleotide messenger RNA. Its product is annotated as WD40 repeat-like protein. The transcript is spliced from 2 exons. Gene Ontology annotation, molecular function: protein binding. Lineage: Eukaryota; Fungi; Ascomycota; Dothideomycetes; Eremomycetales; Eremomycetaceae. The annotation marks the transcript as partial. The record is from RefSeq and is a predicted model, not a curated record.
GUUUCGUUCCUGAGCCGAAUCAUUGGCAAUAAAAAACGCGGCGCCCUCCCGACCCAUGGCCAAGAUGCUUCCGACCCGGGUGAUGGCAGGCCGGAAGGCAUGGACGCCCACCUAUUUUCCCAUUCCACAGACAACGUGGGAUUCAGUCCGCAGUACCCGCAACCGCCCCAAUAUAUCAAGGUUCGAUCGAAAUUCAAGCGGGAGAAGGAGAUCGAUCAUCUGUUCCUAUCGCAGCAGUUGCGAGGUGGCCAUCAGAAGGCGACGACGUUUCCGUUGGUAAGUCGGACCGCCACCGAAAUCGCCUCGCAUACGCAGGCGCGAGAGGAUCCGGUAUGGGCGCUGGAGUUCAGCAAAGAUGGGAAAUAUCUGGCCGCCGCCGGACAUGAUAAAACAGUCCGAGUGUGGGCAGUUAUAUCGUCACCGGAGGAAAGACGAGAUUUCGAGGAUGCAGGAUCUCCGCAGGGCGGACAAGGAGCGUCGCCUAGCCCUCUCCGCGCACCGGUCUUUCAUCCUACACCAUUCCGAUUAUAUGAAGGCCAUGAAUCUACUGUCAUUGAUCUGAGUUGGAGCAAGAACAAUUUCCUGUUAUCUUCGUCGUUCGACAAGACGGUGCGGUUAUGGCAUAUAUCUCGCAAUGAAUGUCUUUGCACCUUCAAACAUGCUGAGUAUGUCCCGUCUAUCCAAUUUCAUCCGCGAGAUGACCGGUUCUUCCUCGCCGGCUCCCUGGACUUAAAAUUACGGCUUUGGAGUAUUCCAGACAAAAGCGUAGCAUUCUGGGCGCAGCUACCGGAGAUGAUCACAGCCGUUGCAUUUACCCCUGACGGAAAAUCCUGCAUUGCCGGGACUCUCGGUGGCCAACUCCAUUUCUAUGAGACCGACAACUUGAAAUAUUCGACCCAUAUCCACGUCCGCUCCAACCGCGGGAAAAAAUCCCGGGGCAGCAAGAUAACCAACAUCCAAGCAAUGAACUUUCCUCCGGACAAGCCAUACGGAAAUUUAAAGAUCCUGGUUUCUAGCAACGAUUCGAGGGUGCGGCUGUACAACAUGCGCGACAAGAGCCUUCAGGCCAAGUUCAAGGGACACGUGAACAACGAGACGCAGAUCCGAGCAACAUUUAGUGACGACGGGAGAUAUGUGGUAUCUGGGAGCGAAGACAAGAAAACUCACAUUUGGUCAAUCGACCCUGGCGAUGCGGAGAAGGGCGAACAGCCCCUGGAAGUGUUCGAGUCGAACUCAUCGAUGACCAUCGCAUCGCUACUUGCCCCCACAAAAACGCGACAAGCUCUCAGUGCUUCGGAAGAUCCUAUAUAUGAUCUCUGUAACCCUCCACCCGUUACCCUUGUUUCCCGGACCGAGUCCAUUCAUUCAUCACGGCCACCGACAGAGAGCGAAAACGGCCAGGAGAUUCCAUCCGGAGAGACCACCACCAACCGCACCGCAGGGUCACCUGCGUACGUCGCGCGCAAUGUACAUCCCGGCGGUCACAUCAUAGUGACCGCCGAAUACUCCGGCAGCAUCCGCGUCUAUCGUCAAGACUGCGCCUACAUGAAA